Medicago truncatula (barrel medic) is the source of this 1849-nucleotide messenger RNA. Its product is annotated as probable serine/threonine-protein kinase PBL18. The record is from RefSeq and is a predicted model, not a curated record. The coding region runs from base 147 to 1406 and encodes 419 amino acids. Gene Ontology annotation, molecular function: ATP binding; protein kinase activity. The transcript is spliced from 6 exons. NCBI's taxonomy places the organism in Eukaryota, Viridiplantae, Streptophyta, Magnoliopsida, Fabales, Fabaceae. Gene Ontology annotation, biological process: protein phosphorylation.
ACUACGCCGUGUACAUUUUCUUGUUGCCCAAAAAAUCAGAUAAAAACUUUCAACUUGUUAGACUUUUUCUUCACACCCUUUUCCUUCCUCUAAUGCAUGAGUUUUGUUUGUUUGUUCUAACAUAAUAAAAAACAACAUUUUAUCAUAUGGGAAGUUCUUGUACAAAACCUGUUGCUCAUGUCUCUUCAUCAAACAUUUCUGGAAGUAAGAAGCCUCAAAGCACGAGCACCGCAAAGCGGUAUUCAAAUUCAUCUGAACAAAGAACUUCUUCCGAAAGUUCACAAGAAAAGCGGUAUUCAAAUUCAUCUGAACAAAGAGCUUCUUCCCGAAGUUCACAAGAAAAGCGGUAUUCAAAUUCAUCUGAACAAAGAGUUUCUUUCCAAAAUUCACAAGAAAAUGUGGAAACUUCAAUCUCCAACAAACUUAAGUCCUUCAGCUUGAAUGAUCUGAAGGAGGCUACUAAGAAUUUCCGGCGAGAAUAUUUAAUUGGAGAGGGAGGGUUCGGGCGUAUCUUCAAGGGAUGGAUUGAUGAGAACACAUAUGCUCCGACAAAACCAGGGAGUGGAAUUGUAGUGGCCAUCAAGAAUCUCAAGCAAGAAAGCUUUCAAGGCCACAAGGAAUGGCUUGCAGAAGUAAAUUAUCUAGGUCAGCUUCACCAUGAAAAUCUGGUGAAACUCAUUGGUUACUGCUUGCAAGGAAAAAACAGGCUUCUAGUUUAUGAGUUCAUGCAAAAAGGAAGUUUGGAAAAUCAUUUAUUCAGAAAAAACGUUCAGCCUAUUGCCUGGGCAACCCGUGUCAAUAUUGCUGUUGGUGUUGCAAAAGGAUUAGCAUUCUUACAUUCAUUGACUGCAAAUGUUAUCUUUCGUGAUUUAAAGGCCUCCAACAUCCUACUUGAUUCAGAUUUCAAUGCAAGGCUUUCGGAUUUCGGGUUGGCAAGAGAUGGUCCUACUGGGGAUAAUACUCACGUUUCAACAAGAAUCAUCGGAACUCAAGGUUAUGCUGCUCCAGAGUAUGUUGCAACAGGUCAUUUGACACCGAGGAGUGAUGUAUACAGCUUUGGCGUUGUCUUGUUAGAGUUACUAACAGGAAAGCGAGCAGUAGAAGACGCGAGACCUGGAUUUUCUGAAGAAACUCUUGUUGAUUGGGCAAUGCCUUUCUUGAGCGAUAGCAGAAGAGUUUUGAGAAUCAUGGACACGAGAUUAGGUGGUCAAUACUCAAAGAAAGGUGCACAAGCUGCAUCUGCACUGGCAUUACAAUGCUUAAACUCAGAUCCUAAAUUUAGACCACCUAUGGUAGAUGUUCUUGCAACAUUGGAAGGACUUCAAUCAUCAAAUGCAUUACAAAGGACACCAAAAUAUGGAAAUGAGAGUCCUGCAACCAAACAUUCUUCUCAUUCCCUUAGGUAAAAUGGAAGGAUUACAAACAAGUAUGAGCUGCUUUAUGUACCGGCACUUCACAUUGAAUUCGUAUCCAGUGUCUGAUACCAACAUGACACCGACACGACACAUAUGGUUACAUUAACAUAUUUCAGUGUCGUUUCUGGUGUCUAUGUCAGUGCUUCAUAAGCAGCUUGUCUUGUUUUGUUUCCACUUUUUGUACAAUGCUUCUGCAUCCCUCUAGGAAAAAGAGCAACAGAAUAGUGUGUUGUUAUUAUCCCAAUAAUUAAUGCUUUGUUCUUUCAUUUCUGUUCUAGAGAGAAUGAUUACCAUUUGUGUGGGUUGUUCAUUUUGUAAGUAUUAUUACUUUGUGUUAGCAUAGCAGCUAUAGGUUCUUCUGAAAUUGUUUGAUUCUUUUGUGCUUUUAAAAUAUGCACUGUUGUUAUAUAUACAAAUUUUGAAAUAGUAUACAA